AUGGCUUUUAAGACGAGUUCAAUAUGUUCCUUUGUCCGCCAUACUCCGAGCAACCGGACCCUGCUACAGGCUGGCCAGCGACGAUGCAAUUCUACCAGUUCUACCAAUUCGUUAUACAGCCGAUUUGCUGAGAGAAGCCAACGCGAAUCGAUGAUGAAACUGGCCAUGCGGGAGCGAUUCGAGAAGCAAGCUCAACAGGAACAGCGAGCCCGGGCUUUCGAAAGACAGCAGAAACGACACUGGGAGAGUGGCGAUAUAUAUUCUCCGCACGAUCUGAGUCCGGCGGAAAUGAUGAAGUGGAAACAGAAGAAAAGCCCGCCGACUGAUGCGUUUGAUGCCCUGUCUCUGAACCCUCUCCACCUGUACAAGAAUUUUGCUAUCAUGUCCGAGUACGUGACCGAAAUGGGUCGUAUUAGACACUCCUCCGAAACUGGACUGCGACCAGUGAACCAGCGAAAAAUCUCUAAAGCCAUUCGAAGAGCUGUAAGCUUGGGCCUGAUGCCGAGCGUUCACAGACACCCCGAAAUCCUUGCUGCUGAGGCUAGAUCGAAAAUGCAACGAGGGCUGAGACCGUGA
This is a messenger RNA of Histoplasma capsulatum G186AR, 576 nucleotides long. Its product is annotated as mitochondrial 37S ribosomal protein RSM18. The transcript is spliced from 3 exons. The record is from RefSeq and is a predicted model, not a curated record. NCBI's taxonomy places the organism in Eukaryota, Fungi, Ascomycota, Eurotiomycetes, Onygenales, Ajellomycetaceae. Gene Ontology annotation, biological process: mitochondrial translation. Gene Ontology annotation, molecular function: small ribosomal subunit rRNA binding; structural constituent of ribosome. Bases 1 to 576 code for a protein of 191 amino acids. Gene Ontology annotation, cellular component: ribosome; mitochondrial small ribosomal subunit.